AUGGCCGAUACUGGGAACGGCCCGAAGCCUAGCAGCAGCGUCAAGCUGGUGCUUCUCGGCGAGGCGGCUGUUGGAAAGUCGUCUUUGGUCCUACGAUUCGUCAACAACGAUUUCCAGGAAAAUAAAGAGCCCACUAUCGGUGCGGCAUUCCUGACCCAGAAAUGCAACCUUCCCACGCGGACGAUCAAGUUUGAGAUUUGGGACACGGCCGGUCAGGAGCGCUUCGCUUCUCUCGCCCCCAUGUAUUACCGAAAUGCCCAGGCUGCUUUGGUCGUCUACGACAUCACGAAACCCACAUCUCUUAUCAAGGCCAAGCACUGGGUCGCUGAGCUGCAACGACAGGCCUCCCCCGGCAUCGUUAUUGCGCUCGUCGGCAACAAGCUCGAUCUGGCCAGCGAAUCUGCCAGCGGCGAUAAUGGCGACGACGGCGACGACUCGGGUGACGCACGCAAGGUGUCCACGGAAGAGGCCAAGUCCUAUGCCGAAGAGGAGAGUCUGCUGUUUUUCGAGACUAGUGCCAAGACUGGCGUGAACGUGUCGGAGGUCUUCACAGCCAUUGCCAACGCAAUCCCGGAGACGUCUCUCAAGAGCGCCCGUGGCGCCGGUACCACCAACACGACCAGUCGUGCCGGAGAGGAACAGAGAGUCAACUUGGGAAACCCGCAGGAGGCCGGAUCGAAAGAUGGGUGUGCUUGUUAA
Messenger RNA from Cordyceps fumosorosea ARSEF 2679, 699 nucleotides. Its product is annotated as Rab5-like protein ypt51. Lineage: Eukaryota; Fungi; Ascomycota; Sordariomycetes; Hypocreales; Cordycipitaceae. The transcript has 3 exons. Bases 1 to 699 code for a protein of 232 amino acids. Gene Ontology annotation, molecular function: GTPase activity; GTP binding. The record is from RefSeq and is a predicted model, not a curated record.